Nycticebus coucang (slow loris) is the source of this 1082-nucleotide messenger RNA. It is a transcript of the gene ERCC1, whose product is annotated as ERCC excision repair 1, endonuclease non-catalytic subunit. Lineage: Eukaryota; Metazoa; Chordata; Mammalia; Primates; Lorisidae. Bases 137 to 1033 code for a protein of 298 amino acids. Gene Ontology annotation, biological process: nucleotide-excision repair; UV-damage excision repair; meiotic mismatch repair. Gene Ontology annotation, molecular function: damaged DNA binding; single-stranded DNA binding. Gene Ontology annotation, cellular component: ERCC4-ERCC1 complex; nucleus; nucleotide-excision repair factor 1 complex. The transcript has 10 exons. The record is from RefSeq and is a predicted model, not a curated record.
UCCCGAGGGAGCGUUGAGGGCGGGCCCGAGAGCCAGAGAUGCCGGAAGUGAGGCCAGCCGGGGGCUGCGCUAGCUGCGCUGGAGGUAGGACGUCUCGGUCCCCUCUGGUCUUUUCCUCAGGGCAAGCAGGCUCCUGAUGGACCCUGGGAAGGACAAAGAGGGAGUGCGGCAGCCUGCAGGGCCACCCACAAGGAAGAAAUUUGUCAUACCACUGGACGAGGAUGAGGCCCCUCUUGCAGGGGCCAAGCCCUUAUUCAAGUCCACACGGAGCCUUCCUGCUGUAGAUACUUCAGCUCAGGUGGCCCCUCAAACCUAUGCCGAGUAUGCCAUCUCACGGCCUGCAGGAGGGGCUCAAGCCACGUGCCACACAGGGUUAGAGUCCCAGGCAGGAGAGACCCCCAACCAGGCUCUGAAACCAGGGGCCAAAUCCAACAGCAUCAUUGUGAGCCCCCGGCAGAGGGGCAACCCUGUGCUGAAAUUUGUGCGAAAUGUGCCCUGGGAAUUUGGUGAUGUAAUCCCUGACUACGUGCUGGGCCAGAGUGCCUGUGCGCUCUUCCUCAGCCUCCGCUACCACAACCUGCACCCGGACUAUAUCCAUGAGCGGCUGCAGAGCCUGGGGAGGAACUUUGCCCUGCGGGUCCUGCUUGUCCAAGUGGAUGUGAAAGAUCCUCAGCAGGCCCUCAAAGAACUGGCUAAGAUGUGCAUCCUAGCUGACUGCACGCUGAUCCUUGCCUGGAGCCCCGAGGAAGCUGGGCGCUACCUGGAGACCUACAAGGCCUAUGAGCAGAAGCCGGCAGAUCUCCUGCUAGAAAAGCUGGAGCAGGACUUCCUCUCCAGGGUGACUGAUUGUCUGACCACUGUGAAAUCAGUCAACAAGACAGACAGUCAGACCCUUCUGGCUACUUUUGGAUCUCUGGAACAGCUCAUAGCUGCAUCAAGGGACGACUUGGCCUUGUGCCCGGGCCUGGGCCCCCAGAAGGCCCGGAGACUGUUUGAUGUCCUGCAUGAGCCCUUCCUUAAAGUGCCCCGAUGACCCCAACCACUGAGGAGAUCCCUUGUAUAAUAAUAAAGCAUUUUUCCAG